Messenger RNA from Trematosphaeria pertusa, 1456 nucleotides. RefSeq lists its product as uncharacterized. Lineage: Eukaryota; Fungi; Ascomycota; Dothideomycetes; Pleosporales; Trematosphaeriaceae. The transcript has 3 exons. The record is from RefSeq and is a predicted model, not a curated record. Bases 71 to 1333 code for a protein of 420 amino acids.
CUACGACGAAACUGCGCUCCCACAUCCCACUACAAACAUCCUCAUUAAUGUGUAUUGCCAAUACUACGCGAUGUCCGGAAUCACGAAAUUGUCGUGCGAAUUAGUGGCUUCUAUCUUGCGCUCUUUUGACGAUAUUAGCUUCCUGCCUCCAACUCUGCUUACAUGUCGCCAAUUCUAUGCGGCAUUCAAGGAGUACCCCAAUAUCUUGAUUGAGAUCAUGCGGCAACAGGUAACAUCCGACCUACUGCCAUACUCAGUCGCUGUGGUAGAGGCAUCACGGCUCCCGCACCCGCGAACCAGCGUCGGCAUUCAGACAUUGCUAGACACUCUAUACGAUGAUCCAGCGCAACUCGUGGCGCGGCUACAGAUGAUGACACUCUCUGACAUGUUGAGAAUGGGACGCACACACGACGUCAUCCACGACCUGGCCACUGACUUUGCUGCUGACGCCUGGGACUUGCUUUCCCACGGAGAUUCUGGAGUGUCUGGCAAGCUUGUACUAUCGCCGAAGGAGUACUUCCGUUUUUGCCGCGCCUUCUACCGAGUAGAGUUGUUUUGCACUCUCUUCCGCGGCGAAGGGAUAGCACGGCCCACUGCGGUUGAUAAGAGCGAGAUCCGGGGGUACCUAUCAAGACAUCCGCCGUGGGAGAAUGAGCAGAUCUGCUGUGUUCACGAUUUUCUGGAGAAGAGGCUAUCUACAGCCUCCUUGGAUGUUGUCGCUCAUGACGUUCAGCUUGGAGAAUAUCGGAUCGACUAUCUCUCUGUCGGCGGCGAAAACCAAUGGAAGCAACUCUGGUUGUCUCAGGGCGUUCACUUCAUUCACCAGCUAUUGCAUAGCAGUUCAUACGAGUCAAAAACUGCUUUGUUGAAAGGAGCCAUGGGUUCUAGUUCAGCCGAACUCUACGAUGCACUUGCCGAGUCGGUUGAGGCUGACUCAAACGAUGACACUAGCCUCGAAGACUAUACUCAGGAUAUGAUAGAGGCCUUGGUCCCACGUCACGACAGCCAGGACACUGAUCAGGGCCCAUAUCUAGCUUGGCGUGCCUUCCACGGAUACUUGCCCCGCAGCGCUUGGGUCAUGCUCUCUACAAAUUCUGGACUCCGAGAACGCGGUUACGUACUGUGGGACUGGGAUCGAAUGGAACGAUAUAAUAUGAUCGAGUUAUUCCAAAAUAUACCAAACAGAGCAAGCCAUGCACACACAGACGAGGAUUAUGAAGAAAUGGAGGCAUCAUUUGACCAGCGAUCGAAAAUCUGGCAAAAAGGAGGGUCGGGUUAUUGGAGGAAAGGCGAUACUAGCAAGAUAGUGUGGCCAAGGGUGCAACCAACUUAACCCAAUCCAUGAGCCUGCUCGUCGCUUGGGGAUUCAUCGUCACACCUGUUAGUUAAGCAUAGCCUCGUUAAGGAGGGCCUAGAAUGAUCCCAAGAGUACCUACAUCAACAUGUGAGCCUAGAG